Colletotrichum godetiae is the source of this 1506-nucleotide messenger RNA. RefSeq names its product C6 zinc finger protein. Lineage: Eukaryota; Fungi; Ascomycota; Sordariomycetes; Glomerellales; Glomerellaceae. The transcript is spliced from 6 exons. Bases 259 to 1377 code for a protein of 372 amino acids. Gene Ontology annotation, cellular component: nucleus. Gene Ontology annotation, biological process: positive regulation of transcription by RNA polymerase II. The record is from RefSeq and is a predicted model, not a curated record. Gene Ontology annotation, molecular function: transcription cis-regulatory region binding; DNA-binding transcription factor activity.
UCACGGUGCCUGGGGUCGGGUACUAUGGCCAGCCUAUUCCGAUAUGGAUACCACGAAACAUUGAGCCCCUUCCUGCCAAACUUCGCGAAAAUUCCAUGAACCUCCUUUACUUCGUAAGUAGUCCCGUCGUUUUGCUGCCUACCCUACAGUUGUGGAAUAACGUCCGAAUGACAGCAUCACUUCCUGAACCACACCGCCAAGGUUCUCGUACCAUACGACGACCCCAAAUCCAAUCCCUUUCGCACGAUUUUGCCACAAAUGGCCGCCGGUAACGACCACCUACUUAGCUUACUCCUGGCCUACUCGGCCGCCCAUCGAUCGAGAAUUCUCGGAAAGAAGGAGCCGCAGAUGAGGAUAGCGAUCUGGGUGCAAGAUAUAUUCCCCGCCCUCCGACAGGCCCUCAAUGACAGGGACAAGAUCAUCUCAAACACGAGCCUCGCCACUGCCAUCAUGCUCGCCUCGCUGGAGAUCAUCUCACCCACCGCCUUCGGGUACGAUAUUCCAUGGCAGCGGCACCUGAGCCUGGCUCGGACGCUCAUGUGGAGGCGGCUGGCCGACCUACGCAGGACAACUGAGAAUGGACUGCAGGAGGACGCCGCGUGUGCCUUUCUGUGGAGCUGGUUCGCGUACCUGGAUGUGUUAGGGAGCUUGAGUGGUGGUGUGCUCGACGCGGAGUCUUCACGGCUCUGGCUGCUCGAAUACACGGUCCAUAAUCCCAAUGACAGUCGGGAUGAGAUUGACUGCAUCAUGGGGUUCACUACGCGCUGUGUCCAGGUAUUAGCCCAGAUCGCAGAGCUGGCGCGCCGUUGUGACGAGCAGCGGUUCGCGCUGAGCAGCCACUCGCCGCAACUUGUCUGGUCUCCGAAUGCAGCUUGCGCCGAGCGGGCUCAGCUCUUGGAACAGGAGCUGAUGUUCAGCAUGGCGCAGACGUCACGCCCGUGCAGGCAUAUGACCGACACCAACCAGGGCCAGAGUCGAAGUCAGGACAACGGUGUUGAGGUUGAUAGCCAUGGUAAUAGGGAAGAGAUGGUUCUCUUGAACGAGGCGUUCCACUGGGCUGGACUCGUACACUUACACAGGCGCAUCCUAGGCAAGCCGCCUGCCCACGAGGACGUUCAGGGCCCGGUGAGGAGGAUCGUGGCGUGCUUGGAGGGUAUCGUGCCGGGCGGGUCGGCGGAGAUGGGGUUCUUGUUUCCCAUGUUUACGGCUGGGUGCCAUGCGCUUGAGGGGGCGCAGAGGAGCAAGAUAUUGGAGAGAUUCCAUAGCGUGGAGAGAAAUGGGAUGACGCAGGUACACAAGGCGAGAGUGCUCAUGGAGAAGGUGUGGGUUACGGGGCAGCCGUGGGAGCCUUUGCUGUGUAAGGAAUUCAUUGGUUGAUUUUUGUCAUCUUUCUUUUUCCCCGGAGGAAGGAAACGGCCAGCAACCGGGAUCAUUGUGUUUUCGAGUCAAGGCGGUUCCCUUGUCGCAUAUUUACGAAUGGACGAUGGCGUUGAAUAGAGAUAUUGA